GAUUCUUUUGACAUUGCUGGAGAGGGGGUGGGACGAACAAAAACUGUUACACAACGUGUUAGAGGAGUAACAAUUACAGAUUCACGCUUUACAGUUACAAUAUUCAACUAUUGUGACUUUUAGCGGAAUCAUGUAUCGGCGACCCCUGCAGUCGGCCGUAAGACAUGUAUUAAACGCUUCAGCAUCGAGCGCUGUCUUCGUAAAGGGCAUCGAGCAACAUGUGUAUCAGGUCAGGGCUUUGGUGGCAUGCCGGAUCACAGCGGGUGUCUUGAGUCAAUGCCGAUCUCUUCACAGUACAAGCAAGCUGUGUGCUGUCAAAGAGACCCCACAGGCCACAGAGGAAGAGGUGGGGGCCUUCACCAGAUUGAUUGAGGCGAUGGGCUUCACUGGGCCGCUCAAAUACAACAAAUGGAAAAUUAAGAUAGCUGCCUUGCGCAUGUACACGUGUUGCGUAGAGAGAAUCAACUACGACGAUUUUUUUGAAAAGUGCUCUCUGCCCGACACGCUCAACUCCUGGUUCCUGGUGGCGCAGCUCCAUGUUUGGAUGUGUUUGGUCCGGAUGCGACAGGAGGGCAGGGCAGGGAAGUACAUGUGCCGUUACAUCGUCCACUCCAUGUGGGAGGAUGUGGAGCAGAGGAGCAAAAUCAUGGGGAUUGAUGCCGUUCAUAGAAAAGAAAGCAUGAAGGCAAUGACCGAGACGUUCUACGCUGCUAUUUUUGGUUAUGAUGAGGGGAUUCUGUCGGACGAUUGCGUGCUGGCCGCAGCGCUCUGGAGGAACCUGUUCAACAGACAGUGUGAAGACCCCAGACAGCUUGAACUGAUGGUCGAAUAUGUCCGCAAACAGAUGCAGUUCAUUGAUGCCCUGGAGUGCGAGGACCUUCUUUUAACAGGAGAAGUUAAAUGGCGCCCCCUGGUGGAAGAAAAUGCACAGAGCAUCCUUAAAGUUGCCACCCCGACUUACAACGACGCUGGCCUCUGAAAGUCAUCUCAAAGAAACUAGAAUACUACAGCUGCCCAUCAGGACGCCAUCUGCAAAUCAGGAAGCGGCACUCACCUGAUUAGCAACACCCCCUUUAGCUCUAAAUGUGUCUCUCUUACCUUUCCAGUUUUUCCCUGUGAGUUAGUUGACUUCCCACGGCAUUACAGCAUUGGGGAAAACAUACAUACGUGCACACACAAACACACACGCGCACAUUUUUUCACAUGUGCAUUGAGAGUAUUAAGGACUCCUUUUCUAGAUCUCUAAAAUAUUCUUGUAUUUAUGUCUUCCCUUACUGCUACAAUGCUUAUAUUUAUGACAGGAUUCGCUGACCCUUUGACUGUACAGUACUUCUCAAGGUUUUGGUGUUUUUUAUUUUACUCGCAGUGUGUUCGAGGAAGAUAUUUUGAGUGUGUGCGAAUGUGUUUUUGUCAAAGUUGUCAACCAAUAAAAGCGCUUUGGAGGAAUGACCUUUUCUUACCUCACAGAAAACGCUCUUUGUGUGAUUCCU
Messenger RNA from Triplophysa rosa, 1490 nucleotides. RefSeq names its product ubiquinol-cytochrome-c reductase complex assembly factor 1 (gene uqcc1). Gene Ontology annotation, biological process: mitochondrial respiratory chain complex III assembly. NCBI's taxonomy places the organism in Eukaryota, Metazoa, Chordata, Actinopteri, Cypriniformes, Nemacheilidae. Gene Ontology annotation, cellular component: mitochondrion. The record is from RefSeq and is a predicted model, not a curated record. The coding region runs from base 131 to 979 and encodes 282 amino acids. The transcript has 9 exons.